Linum tenue is the source of this 2930-nucleotide messenger RNA. The record is from the annotation of a GenBank genome assembly. Lineage: Eukaryota; Viridiplantae; Streptophyta; Magnoliopsida; Malpighiales; Linaceae.
CUCUAAUAAUUUUAGAAUCAUAAAUAAAUCAUAGUUUAAGAAAAAUACUCAUCACGUUAACAAAAAGAAAAGCCCAUUAUUUUCAGAUCCUCUUAUCAUCGUCUCUUUUGCCGUCGAAUUGUUCACUUCUUUCCGAUCUCUCUUUUAGCCUCUGCAACUCCGCUUCCAGCUUCCUUCAUUUCUCCUUCGGCAACCCAGAAACCAGUCGACAUCCCAGAUCUAUAACUUUAGGCUCUGAUCCGAAACUUCCCUCACCACACCCGAUACGAUCAACACCCUCUUCUUCCUCAUUGACAAUUCCCCCAUUUUCUCCCAAUGGCCUUCCGAUCUUGAAAACUCAGAUGAGCGCCGCCGAUUCCCCCAAAACUCUGGCAACUCCGCCUGUAUCUGAAUUCGGAUUGCGAUCUUGCUAAUCGCCAACAAUAGAUUCUUCCUUGCGAAGUUCAAAACCUCCCCAAUCAACAAAUUCCCUUUCUUUCCGGCUUCCGCCAUCAAACCAACUAGGGAUUCCAUCUCCUUCACCUAAUCGGCGGUCAUCCAUCUCCGAUCUUGCUAUCAUGUGGAGGUUUAAACCCUUUGCACAAAAAGAACCAGUCGGGCUUGAAGGACGUUAUAUCGAUGUGGGCAAUCUCAAGAUUCACGUCCGCCAUGUCAUUGCCGAGGGAGGGUUUUCUCGUGUUUACCUAGCUCAGGACGCCGUGCAUUUGUCCAAGCAAUAUGCUUUGAAGCAUAUGAUGUGCAAUGACGAGGAGUCUCUAGAUUUGGCAAUGAAGGAAAUCAAUGUGAUGAAAUCACUCAAGGGACAUCCCAAUGUUGUGACGCUUUAUGGACAUACCAUCUUGGAUUCGGGGAGGAUGAAGGAAGCGCUGCUUCUGUUGGAGUUCUGCGAGAAAUCUCUGGUCAGUGUUCUAGAGGGCAGAGGGGCCGAACAUUUUGAUGAGAAACAGGCUCUUUCCAUAUUCAGAGAUGUGUGCAAUGCAGUUUUUGCAAUGCACAGUCAAUCACCUCCGAUUGCACACAGGGACUUGAAAGCUGAGAAUCUUCUACUGGGGCCUGAUGGAUCAUGGAAGUUAUGUGAUUUUGGGAGCACUUCCACCAAUCACAAGCGCUUUGAAAAACCUGAAGAGAUGGGAAUUGAGGAAGACAACAUUCGUAAGCAUACAACACCUGCUUACAGAGCCCCCGAGAUGUGGGAUCUGUACCGGAGAGACCAUAUAAGUGAGAAGGUAGACAUAUGGGCGCUUGGCUGCUUACUCUUUCGCAUAUGCUACUUAAAAAAUGCCUUUGAUGGAGAAUCAAAGCUGCAAGUAUUGAAUGGAAACUAUCGCAUUCCAGAGAUGCCAAAGUACAACUUGGCAGUGACUGUCUUAAUCAAAGAUAUGCUUCAAGCUUCACCAGCUGAUAGACCUGACAUCACACAGGUGUGGUUCCGUGUGAAUGAACUGUUGCCAGUCAAUCUGCAGAAGUCACUGCCCCAUGUCCCACCUGAAAGUCAGUCCCAAGGAAUGCAUGAAGGUUUCCCAAAACAGCGAGAUAGGUCAUCUCCAAUGCCUCGUAGAAGUCCACCUCCUCCUCCUUCGUCUGGCACAGGACACUCAGGACAGAUUGGUGCUUUUUGGUCCACGCAACAUGCAAAGGAGUCACUUGUUGUUGAAAGGCCAAAAUUUGAUGAGGAACCAAACUUUGUUUCAUCACACAAUGAGAGAAUUCGGCCAGAGAACUCCAACUUAACCAAAAACACCGGAUUCAUAAAACCUGAGAGUAUACAAAGUCAUGGCUCUCAAAGCAAUGUGCUGGGGAAAACUCCUCAAAAUGAUACUUCCAGGGAUUUUGAAAUGAACUUCUCCAAGAAACACAGAGACCAUGGUUUUGAGCAGCCAAAAGUGUCGAUGAACUCCAAUAAUGCUUCUUUAUUUCAAGAUGAUACUUUCAACACAUUUGUUGCUGAAUUUGAUACCGAAAAGGUAAACUCCUUCAAUGUAAAUACUAGUAACAAAACCGAGCAGGGAGAUACUCUGGAAGCUGAAGUUGAGAGGCUGAAGGAGCAGGUGAAGCGGGCUAAUUUGGAGAAAGCUGAAAUGACUUCCAAAUUUGAGAAGCUGUCUGCCAUUUGCCGAUCUCAGAGGCAGGAGAUACAGGAGCUUAAGCAGAGUCUAGCUGCUACUCCGCUACCAAACAAAAGUGGAGAAUCACCAAUGAAUCAGUCGCCUGCAACUGUUGCGCAGCAGAAGUUGGAGAGUGGCAGGAAAAGCACAGAAACAAGCUCAUGGCAGCCUUUCGCAGAUAAGAUGGAGCAGCAGGCAUCACCCAGUUGCAACACUCCUCCGCAAUCUGUUAGGACGAGUCUUGCACAAGGGGCCAGUCAAUCCACUUCUAGUUCCUGGGGUUUUGAUGGACAGGGUUUCAGGGCGGUUUCUUCUGCAGGUGGCCAGCCUUCUACUCAUAAUUCCCAGCAGUCUGUAAGGAGAAAAAGUGUUGAUAGCCAGUCAAAAACUCAACCAGCUGGAUGGGCUGGGUUCUAGUUCAAGGGUAAGGCUUGUUCCGAAAGAAAGGGAAAGGAAGGGGGGAUAUUGAAGGGUAUUUGAUCAGAACUAUGAUGUCUUUCUUUGCCAGUUCUUCCCCAGAGAGAGUGAGAGAGAGGAAACUGGAAAUGGAACUCUCCAAGUAUGGCAUUUAUGUGGUUGCUAUUUCUUUCUGUUGUGAGUGCUCCCCACUUGUAGAUUCACAUUUUUUUUUCUUGAUUGCACUUGCACUGGUUUUCAACUAAACAGCAGCAGCCCAUGCUGUGAAGUGUAUACCUGUCUGCAGUAUUCGGUUUUUUUUUUUUUGGUAUAAGGCAAUAGUAGCUGAUGAUAUUUUGUUGCUGUUAGAGUCGGAAUACCCAGAUGAGGUCGAUGUGCUGUCGCUAUUAACACGAAGCCGUUGCACUC